AUGUACAGGACUCCCGCAGACUCUGCCAUUUUCCAGGGUUCAAGGAUUCCGGCAGCCGAUGCAACCCAAAUCCCGGUUUUGGCCUCGGAAACGGCCAUCCACAGCCUCCGUCGGUCCAGUCAUCCCAUCGCUGAGCCCUUCUUCCAGUCUCGAGCCAUCAUCCGAACUCGCCUCGGCACUAACCACAUUGUCGGGGUUUGCUGGAAACAAAACAUGGCGCACGCGCUCGCUGCUGGUCAAUGCAUUGUGGCGUCUGAGGCGGCAGGACAUAUCAACGUUUCCGAUAUAUCGAUUUGA
Messenger RNA from Pyricularia pennisetigena, 297 nucleotides. RefSeq lists its product as uncharacterized. The record is from RefSeq and is a predicted model, not a curated record. The transcript is spliced from 2 exons. Bases 1 to 297 code for a protein of 98 amino acids. Lineage: Eukaryota; Fungi; Ascomycota; Sordariomycetes; Magnaporthales; Pyriculariaceae.